AUGGUCCAUGCAGGACCUACUCCUACAGAACCAGAGUUGCCUAGGCGCGCUGAUUCUCUACCUACGGUGACCGCGUCCGGGAAUGCUUUCUGGGCCGGCGAUAAACGAUUCUAUCUUCGAGGCAUUGACUACCAACCUGGUGGUUCUUCUGACAAUAUUGAUCCUCUUGCCGACACGGACCUUUGUAAGAGGGAUAUCGCUAAGUUCAAGGAUCUUGGCGUGAACACAGUUCGUGUAUACUCUGUCGACAAUUCGGCCGAUCACUCCGAGUGCAUGAAAGCCUUGAGUGAUGCGGGGAUCUACCUGGUCCUCGAUGUCAACAACCCGCAGUAUUCCAUAAACCGAGACAAGCCAGGACAGUCGUAUAACGAUGUUUACCUCCAGAGCGUUUUUGCUACCAUUGACGAAUUUGCCAAAUACGACAAUACGCUUGCUUUCUUCUCCGGCAAUGAAGUCAUCAACGACAAACCUGAAUCCGUAAAAUCAGCCCCUUACGUUAAAGCUACUACCCGUGACAUGCGACAGUAUAUCGGCUCUCAUGGCUACCGUAAAAUUCCUGUCGGUUAUUCAGCAGCCGAUGUGAGCAACAAUCGAAUGCAGACCGCCCACUACUUCAACUGCGGAUCCGACGAUGAGCGCAGCGACUUUUUCGCCUUCAACGACUACUCUUGGUGUGCUCCAUCCUCCUUCCAGCAGUCUGGUUGGGAUCAAAAGGUGAAAAACUUCACCGGGUAUGGUUUGCCUAUCUUCUUGUCGGAGUGGGGUUGCAUAAAGGGCACCCGUGACUUCGAGGAGUUAAGCGCAUUGAUGAGUGAUCAGAUGUCCGCUGUUUACUCAGGUGGCCUCGUGUACGAGUACAGCAGAGAAGGCAAUGGAUUCGGUAUCGUUGAGCUCUCUGGCAACUCUGACUCGGUCAAGGAUGAACCCGACUUCGACAGGCUGGCGUCGGCUUUGUCCAAGUACCCGGCACCGACCGGCGGCGGAGGUUUCACAUCUACUACUACCUCGGUUGCAUGCCCAACAGUCGAUAGUGUUUGGGAUCUUGGUGACUGGGAUGCGAGUGCACUUCCCGCAAUCCCUCCGGGAGCGCAGAAGUACAUGACCGAGAAAGCUGGUAAGGGACCAGGCCUCAAAGGCGCUGGUUCUCAAGAUGCUGAGGGUACUUCUACUGGAACUGCUUCACCUGGUUCUGGAUCUGUAACUGCAACCCCAUCCGGUGACAAUGACAAUGCCGCCGGCCGACCCGCUCCCCCGAUGGACAUGAGCAUUUUCGCUCUUGCUGGUAUUGUUGGCCUUUUCACCCUUGGCGGCACGCUGUUGCUAUAG
This is a messenger RNA of Daldinia caldariorum, 1326 nucleotides long. RefSeq names its product glycoside hydrolase family 72 protein. Gene Ontology annotation, biological process: fungal-type cell wall (1->3)-beta-D-glucan biosynthetic process. The record is from RefSeq and is a predicted model, not a curated record. NCBI's taxonomy places the organism in Eukaryota, Fungi, Ascomycota, Sordariomycetes, Xylariales, Hypoxylaceae. The coding region runs from base 1 to 1326 and encodes 441 amino acids. Gene Ontology annotation, cellular component: fungal-type cell wall; cytoplasm. The transcript is spliced from 4 exons. Gene Ontology annotation, molecular function: 1,3-beta-glucanosyltransferase activity.